Miscanthus lutarioriparius is the source of this 792-nucleotide messenger RNA. Lineage: Eukaryota; Viridiplantae; Streptophyta; Magnoliopsida; Poales; Poaceae. The record is from the annotation of a GenBank genome assembly.
AUGGUGGUGCUCACGGAGGAGUUCCACGGCCUGUCGCUGAAGCGGAAGGGCGCCCUCGAGCCGGACCUCUUCGACGACGCCGGCGACCGGUCAUCCGUGUUCUCGCUCUCCUGCCGCGCCACCAAGAUGCGGCGCCUCGCGCGUCCCGACGGCCCUCGUGACGGGGACAUGGACGGCGCCGUGACGACGGCGUGGGAGGAUGACGUUGCGAUGGGCGACGCGGCGGCAGCGCCGUCUCCUUCGCCUGGCGCCUUUGGCGACGACGACGAGAGGGCGGUGGUGGUGUACGGUGACGGAGACGGCAGCAGCAGGCGGAUCGACGCCCCGCGCCUCCGCGCGGACUGGAUCCGCGCCAUGCUCCGGGAGGCGGACAGCAGGACGGCGCGAGAGCUGCUCGCCGGCGCCGCGCUGGAACGGGGCUCCGAGUCCGACCUCGCCCUGGCCGUCGUGCCGUGGGUGGCGCCGACGCCGGAGGAGGAGGAGGUCGCCACUGAGGAAGCGUCGGAUGGCGAGGACGGCGCGGCUGCGAUGGAUGUCGAGGGGCAGGAAGGCCGCCCCUGGACAUGGACCGGCCAGGGCCAGGCCACUGCAGGCGUACGGCACCGCCGCUGGCGAGGGGUUGGUGUACCGGUGGCCGCAGCACUGCUGGGCGGCGCCGGCGGUGGCGCAGGCGAGCCCGGUGAUGUGGUCGUGAAUCGCACGGGUGGUUUUGACAAUUCAGUGCUCUGGGGCAGUGUUGAUGAUGAUGAUCAUGUUACUACUGGGCUCAACUCAAGUCAAAGCCACCAAUGA